CAACUCAAACACCAAAACAACCAUGAAGACCUCUCUGGUUUCCAUUCUCUCCCUCUCUCUCCUCAUCUUUCUCUCUCUAUCAUCCCCUUCUCUCUCCGACAGGUGCAACCCACAAGACAAAAAAGUUCUUCUUGAAAUCAAAGCAGCCUUCAACAACCCCUACCACUUGGCCUCAUGGAACCCAAAAACUGAUUGCUGUGAUUGGUAUUCUUUGGAGUGUGACCUCAACACUAGCCGAGUCAUUGCUCUCACCAUCUUCUCCGGCAACAUCUCCGGCCAAAUUCCGGCUGCCGUCGGUGACCUCCCUUUUCUCAAGAACCUAGAGUUCCAUAAACUUACCAACCUCACCGGGACCAUCCCUUCCGCCAUUGCUAAACUGAAAAACCUUCAAGAACUUACACUCAGCUGGACCAAUCUCUCUGGGCCAGUCCCUACAUUCCUUACCCAACUCACAAACCUGAACUUUAUCGACUUAUCGUUCAACGAUCUCACCGGUUCAAUCCCUCCCUCUCUUUCCCAACUCACCAAACUCAACGCCAUUCACUUAGACCGGAACAAACUCACCGGCGAAAUCCCAGAAUCGUUCGGAAAAUUCACCGGAAACGUCCCAGACCUCUACCUCUCUCACAACCAACUCACCGGCGCAGUUCCAAAAUCUUUGGGUAAUCUGAACUUCACAGUGCUUGAUUUCUCACGUAACAAGCUUGUGGGUGACAUAUCAUUCUUGUUCGGCACCAACAAGACGAUACAAAUCGUGAACUUCUCUAGGAACAAGUUUGAGUUUGAUCUUUCGAAAGUGAAGUUUCCGGCGAGCUUGACGUCGUUGGAUUUGAACCAUAACAAUAUCACUGGGACUCUACCGGAGGGAUUGACUGCGCUGAAUUUUCAGUACUUGAACGUGAGUUAUAACCGGCUGUGUGGUCAGAUUCCGGUGGGUGGGAAGCUUCAGAGCUUCGAUAUGUAUUCGUAUUUUCAUAACCGGUGCUUGUGCGGCUCUCCGUUGCCGGCGUGCAAGUGAUCAUGUGAUCGGAAAAAAGGUGUUAAUGGGCAUUCGGAGCCACUGGAAAGCUAUAGGGAUGUGCUUGUACUGCACCAUAUUUAUCUGUAUGUUUUUACUUAACCACAAAAACAAAAAAUGUAUUUGAAUGUUUUUUGC
Ilex paraguariensis (yerba mate) is the source of this 1156-nucleotide messenger RNA. Lineage: Eukaryota; Viridiplantae; Streptophyta; Magnoliopsida; Aquifoliales; Aquifoliaceae. The record is from the annotation of a GenBank genome assembly.